Molecule: messenger RNA, 1455 nt
Organism: Malassezia globosa CBS 7966
Lineage: Eukaryota; Fungi; Basidiomycota; Malasseziomycetes; Malasseziales; Malasseziaceae
Exons: 2
Coding region: 1-1455 (484 amino acids)
Biological process (GO): negative regulation of transcription by RNA polymerase II
Cellular component (GO): nucleus; Rpd3L-Expanded complex
Molecular function (GO): histone deacetylase activity
Source: RefSeq, a predicted model, not a curated record
AUGGUUGAGCCGGCGCCAAACUUCCGACCGUCGCGCUCGAAAGUCGCAUAUUACUAUGACAAUGAUGUAGGGAACUUCUCGUACGGGUUUGGACAUCCGAUGAAACCGCAUCGAAUGCGCAUGGCGCACAACCUAAUCCUAAAUUACGGCCUCGAUAAGCACAUGGAAAUUCUUCGACCGCCUCGUGCUACGCGGCAACAGAUGACCAAGUUUCACACUGACGAGUAUAUUGACUUCCUCAGUCGCGUCACGCCUGAAUCAGCACCGAAGCUAACAGGAGAUGGGACACGCUACCUGAUUGGCGAGGAUUGUCCUGCCUUUGAUGGGUUGUUUGAAUUCUGCACAAUAUCCUGCGGUGGCUCUAUUGCCGGUGCAAACCGAAUCAACGACGGCCUCGCUGACAUUGUGGUCAAUUGGUCAGGUGGGCUCCAUCAUGCUAAGAAACGUGAGGCCAGUGGAUUUUGCUACACAAAUGAUAUUGUGCUCGCAAUUCUUGAGCUCUUGCGCACGCAUUCACGUGUUUUGUAUAUCGACAUCGAUGUGCACCAUGGUGAUGGGGUUGAGGAAGCCUUCUACGUGACAGAUCGUGUCAUGACCUGCUCAUUUCACAAGUUCGGCGACUUUUUCCCAGGGACAGGCGAUGUGCGAGAUAUCGGAAUGAAAAAAGGCAAGGCAUACGCAGUAAAUGUUCCGUUACGAGACGGAAUUGACGCUGACACUUUUGGCUCGAUCUUUCGUCCUGUGAUUCAGCACAUCAUGGACUGGUUUCGCCCGGGUGCAGUUGUCUUGCAAUGCGGCGCUGACUCACUUGCAGGCGACAAGCUAGGCUGCUUCAACCUCAGUAUGCGCGGACAUGCAAACUGUGUUGAGUUUGUCAAGUCGUUUGGCGUACCCAUGAUGUGUGUGGGCGGUGGUGGAUACACCGUACGGAAUGUCGCUCGGACAUGGACGUUCGAGACAGGUCUUUUGCUGGGCAAGGAACUACCUGUGGAUCUGCCAUUUAAUGACUACAUUCAGUACUUCGGCCCUGAGUACAAACUGGAUGUGCCAUCAACAGGUAUGGACAACUUGAAUACACCGCAGUAUCUUGAUGGACUUCGGACCCGUAUUAUUGACAACCUACGAUCUAUGCCAUUUGCACCUAGCGUUCAGAUGCAAGAAACGCCGCGCACAUCGCUAUUAUCAGCAGCAGGUGCAGAUCCGGAUCUGUCCGAGGAUGAAGACUCGGACUUGGACGAGCGCAUCUCUCAGAGAUUACGCGACCGUCACACUCAGGCGUUUGGCGACGUGCUUAGUGACGAUGAAGACGAACCAAACAGCAUGACAGCCUACGAAGCUGACAUGGCAAUGAUGCAAGCGGCGGCGCGACCUCCGGCUGGUCCUUGGGCGCCGCCCAUGCCCAUGCCCCUCGGCGGAGCUGCUGGCCCGUCGCUCAUGACAUAUCCUCGUGAAUAG